Molecule: messenger RNA, 1053 nt
Organism: Saccharomyces eubayanus
Lineage: Eukaryota; Fungi; Ascomycota; Saccharomycetes; Saccharomycetales; Saccharomycetaceae
Exons: 1
Coding region: 1-1053 (350 amino acids)
Source: RefSeq, a predicted model, not a curated record
AUGAUUAAAACAGAUAUAGAUGAUAUGGAUAGCAACUCUCGAAAUUACAUGAAAACAAGGACGUUCAGAAUUGUUAGAUUAUUUGCAAUAAUUUUUGCACUGCUUUUGAUAGCGUACUCGUUAUUCCUAAGCACUCUUAAAACUGGCUCUGUACCUGACCGCGCUAACACUGCUACUCUAGUACGCCGCGCUAGGUGGUCAUUUGCGACUGGAUUGGGACUAGGAGGAUUUGUUAUUGCAGCAGCCGCUUAUGCCACUCCUUACUGGGUCGCAGCAAUCUGUCUCGCAGCCACUAGCGGGGUAUGUGCACCUAUAGCUGGUGCUGUUUUGUCAACAGCAGCUGUUGUAACAGCAGCUAUUUUAGUGGGUAUGGGUACGGGCACGGUAACAAAGCGAGGAUUAAGUAAGACUAUUAGCGCACUGAAUCAUACUAUUACAUUCACUGAUCAUAUACUCAAUGGCCAGACAUUGUCCAAUGGUACUGCUAGUAAUUUUGUUACAAUAGGGUUCAGCGGGUAUGCAGUACAUGACAGUAUCAAGCGUGACGGCGCUGCUGAUAUCAACUUUGUGGGGUAUACUACGGAGUAUGGAACCCACGUCAGCACUAGUAGCGUACAUAAUGUGAGCAGUCUCAUCGAUCAAAUCGUGGCAGCGGUACCAGGGGUCCCUGGUACGAGUGGCAACGCUUCGGCGCUAUUGUUCCAGAGACGCAGUCAGGAGUUCGCUACCUCCUGGAUAUCAAUGACAUAUGACCAAAGUUAUGGUGACCUGGCACAGAACUGGCAAAAUGACGAAGGUGGAGCAGGCAAUUUUGAUUCGUAUGCCGAAGUGGAGUUACAAAAUUUCUUUUCAGGUAAUAGGGAUUGGAAGUACUGCUUUGCUGCUGAGGACACGAAGAACGGUGAGCCAAUUGAUUACGACGACAUACCUGGUGACGGUGCAGGCACGGGUUCGGCAUUCAAGUCUGAGAUAUAUUUUAACACUUACGGUGGUAUAGAUAAUUAUUGUAAUGACGAGCACGUCGGUGCCCAGAACACUGGAGAUGGUCGAUAA